Molecule: messenger RNA, 1444 nt
Organism: Papilio xuthus (Asian swallowtail)
Lineage: Eukaryota; Metazoa; Arthropoda; Insecta; Lepidoptera; Papilionidae
Gene: Orco
Product: odorant receptor co-receptor
Exons: 10
Coding region: 1-1425 (474 amino acids)
Biological process (GO): sensory perception of smell; detection of chemical stimulus involved in sensory perception of smell
Cellular component (GO): plasma membrane
Molecular function (GO): olfactory receptor activity; odorant binding
Source: RefSeq, a predicted model, not a curated record
AUGAUGACCAAAAUCAAAACUCAGGGCCUCGUGUCCGAUUUGAUGCCAAACAUCAAAUUAAUGCAAAUGGCUGGACAUUUCCUAUUCAAUUACUAUCCAGAAAAUGCUGGAAUGUCGAUAUUACUUCGCAAAAUCUACGCCAGUGUUCACGCGUUUCUUAUUAUUAUCCAGUAUUUAUGCAUGAUGGCGAAUAUGGCGCAGUAUUCUGAUGAAGUAAACGAGCUGACUGCUAAUACGAUUACUGUGCUGUUCUUCGCUCAUUCAAUUAUUAAGUUAAUUUUCUUUGCAAUUAACUCAAAGAGUUUCUACAGGACAUUGGCAAUGUGGAAUCAGUCAAACAGUCAUCCUCUCUUCACUGAAUCAGACGCAAGAUAUCAUCAAUUGGCUUUGACUAAAAUGCGAAGGUUAUUGUAUUUCAUCUGCGGCAUGACUGUACUCAGUGUUGUGUGUUGGGUGACGAUAACGUUUUUCGGUGAAUCAGUGCGCUUGAUAACGAAUAAAGAAACAAAUGAAACUCUAACAGAACCAGCACCAAGACUGCCGGUCAAGGCCUGGUAUCCUUUCAACGCAAUGAGCGGGACAAUGUAUGUCGUCGCUUUCAUAUUUCAGGUUUAUUGGCUACUCUUCUCUAUGGCUAUAGCAAAUCUGCUGGAUGUAAUGUUCUGCAGCUGGUUGAUAUUCGCCUGUGAGCAGCUGCAGCAUCUCAAAGCUAUUAUGAAACCUCUGAUGGAACUGAGCGCGUCUCUAGAUACUUAUCGACCCAAUACUGCUGAGCUGUUUCGUGUUUCUAAUACAGAAAAAUCCGAGAAGAUUCCAGACACGGUAGAUCUAGACAUCAGAGGAAUCUAUUCCACCCAACAAGACUUUGGUAUGACAGCGCGAGGCGCGGGUGGUAGGUUGCAGACAUUCGGUCAACCUGCACCCAACAAUCCUAAUGGUUUGACACAAAAACAAGAACUACUAGCUAGAUCUGCUAUCAAAUAUUGGGUGGAACGUCACAAGCAUGUUGUUAGACUGGUUGCUUCAAUUGGAGAUACGUACGGCACAGCUCUGUUAUUUCAUAUGUUGGUAUCGACUAUCACGCUUACUUUAUUAGCAUAUCAGGCUACGAAGAUCGAUGGAUUAAAUGUCUACGCUUUUAGUACAAUCGGAUAUUUGAGUUAUACUUUGGGGCAGGUUUUUCAUUUCUGUAUUUUUGGUAACAGAUUAAUUGAAGAGAGCUCAUCAGUAAUGGAAGCGGCAUACUCCUGUCAAUGGUACGACGGUUCUGAAGAAGCGAAGACAUUCGUUCAGAUAGUAUGUCAACAAUGUCAGAAGGCUAUGAGUAUUUCAGGAGCGAAGUUCUUCACAGUAUCAUUGGAUCUGUUUGCUUCGGUGCUGGGUGCAGUUGUUACUUAUUUCAUGGUGUUGGUACAACUCAAGUGAAUUAACAAAAAUAAGGAAC